Molecule: messenger RNA, 4162 nt
Organism: Myxocyprinus asiaticus (Chinese sucker)
Lineage: Eukaryota; Metazoa; Chordata; Actinopteri; Cypriniformes; Catostomidae
Product: transforming acidic coiled-coil-containing protein 1-like
Exons: 13
Coding region: 368-2632 (754 amino acids)
Biological process (GO): cerebral cortex development; cell population proliferation; mitotic spindle organization
Cellular component (GO): cytoplasm
Source: RefSeq, a predicted model, not a curated record
AGGGAGGGGGCAGGGAGUUAUCUGGCAGCCAGCUGAUCUUUGCUGUGGUAUUCUGUGCUCUGAGGGUGAGAGAAAAGUAGGCAGAGUAGACUUGUCUCUUCUCUUUUGCACUCAGAUAGAGGAAGUUGAAAGAAAACUGAAGAUCUACAGUCGCAUGAGUGGUUCCGCACGCAGCAGGAAGCAAAGAGGCUUUGUGACAAAAACAUGAAGCUUAGCUUUAUGACCACGUGAAAUUCUGCCUGCCACUGAGAAAAACAUCUGCAAGAGAGGAGAGUAAAAGAGGGAAGGAGAGAGUGACUCACUAGUUUGUAUUCAUCCAGAAGGUGUUCCAGUAAACGUUUGGCAGAUCACAAGCAAGAAGUCAGAAAUGUCUUGGCUGUCACCCGUACAGUGGGCCAAAUGGACCUGGACAGCAGUUAGGGGAGGAGGAGAGGAAGAAGGGGAGACGGAUUCAAGGAUGGACGACGAGCUUCUCACAGAAGAAGUGCAAGAGGCCCUAAAAAGAGAUCAAGAGGAGGAUGAAAGGUCUCAUGGCUGCAGUUCAGAUUCAGAGGGCCAAUUUGAAACACCUGAAGCUGAGACACCUGUCCAUCAGCCACUGAAAGAGCCGACAGCAUUGGAUCAUCCAGUUACUGAGAGCAUAGGUUACUCAGAAGAUGGUGUAAAUCAGUUGACCUCUAUCAUCACCCAGAACCUCACCCUGACUGAGACUUUUCCUGAGGACGCACCUGCCCCGGUCCAAUGGCAGACCAGUGUCGACCCCAUCCUGACCCUGAAACCCAGGAACCAGACUUCCUCUGCUGACAUGGACAUGGACCAGCCUGAUCCUGUUGAAGCAGGUCUGACAGUUGAUCCAGAGCCCACCUGCAAUGGUCAUAUUGAAGAACCAUCCCCCAAAUCACAGACCAAGUCCCUCAAACCAAGACCUCCUUCCCUCAAGGUGAAGACCCCACUUAAUGGCGUAGACCCCAACGAGGUGGAUGACAACCCACCGAUUCUUCCAAAAGGAAGUUACAACUUCGACACUGUACAGUUUGAUGACAGCAUCAAUCCGUUCACCACUGGACAUUCUAAGUUACAGAACUCUCCACCUGCCAAUGUCAGUAUUCCCAAAUCAGAACUAACAGACGAAACAUUUGCUCAGCCAAUUAAGUUGGAGUUUGGACUUGAUGAUGGCAAAUCCAAGAAACCUCCACCCAAGAAGCUUGGAAGGAAGACAAGCAGCAAGCUGGCUCCUCCAAAAACUCAGCGACCAAAAGCUGCAGAAUCAGCAGCUUCACUGCCAGAGACUUCAUCAGAACAAGACAAACCACCAUCUCAGGACGUAGCCCCCAUGAACGUUGAUGAUAUUCCCAUUCCUAAGAAAUCCUACAACUUUGACCCAAAUCAGUGGGAUGAUCCCAACUUUAAUCCUUUCGGAGGAAACAGUAAACCUAGCAACUCACCGACACUUCCUAAAGGAUCAUAUACUUUUGACCCUGAUAACUUUGAUGAUUCUGUUGAACCUUUUAUGCCACCAAAGACCUUAGGGGGAGGUGACACUAUUAAACCAAUGACAGAGAAGCUAACGGACAAAUACAAACCAGAGGAAACUCUGGAGCAGCGUAAGAAAGCAGGACAGUCACCGAAGAAAAACAAGGACAGAACCAUCACGAACUCAUGUAAAGUAAAGAAGUAUGACAAUCAGUCCUUAGUCCUGGAUGUCUGCAGUCAGGAGAAAGACGUGCAGGAGGAUCCUGCAUCUGAGCUGCCUCACCGCGUGCAGCAUGCCACCGAUGAGGAGAAACUUGUCAUGGGGCAGAAAGAUGGGGUGGAUGAAUUUUCAGACUGCACCAAAACCUGUACUAAGACUGCAGACGAUCUGCCAGUGGGCAUAAAACGCCAGUUUGAUGAGAGGGACCUCACCUCUCCGAGUACAGAGGAGCUGUGUGAGAGUCCUGCUUUGAGUUCUUCAGACAGUGAGACUGUAGAGAAGUUGAGUCCAGGGCUGGAUUCAAUAUCUCUCAGUGAGAUAGACAAGGCAGCAGUGCUCACACUGAUCAGAGAAGAGAUAAUCUCCAAAGAGAUCGAAGCCAAUGAGUGGAAGAGACAAUAUGAGGAGAGUAGACUAGAGGUCAUUGAAAUGAGGAAAAUAGUGGAUGAGUAUGAGAAGACAGUGGCCCAAAUGAUUGCAGAGGAUGAGCAAUGUAAGAACAUAGGAUCUGAGAAAAGUGUCCACCAGUUAACUUUGGAGAGAGAUCAGGCCCUAGCCGACCUCAACUCUGUGGAACGCUCACUGUCCGACCUGUUUAGACGCUACGAAAACAUGAAGACUGUCCUUGAGGGUUUUAAGAAGAAUGAGGAAGUGCUAAAGAAGUGUGCUCAGGACUACCUUGCACGCGUAAGGCAGGAGGAACAACGUUAUCAGACUCUCAAAAUCCAUGCAGAGGAGAAACUUGAAAGAGCGAAUGAAGAAAUAGCUCAGGUGCGAGCUAAGGCCAAUGCAGAGAGUGUGGCGCUGAAUGCCAGCCUGAGAAAAGAGCAAAUGAAGGUGGAGUCAAUGGAGCGAGCGCUUGAACAAAAGAAUCAGGAAUUUGAAGAGCUUUCCAAGAUUUGUGAUGAGCUCAUAGCCAAGUUGGGCACAGCGGACUAAGAGGAAGAAGAACAUACUCGUAUUGUUGCUUAAAAUCCCUGUCUCACCCAGACCCACUCCGGCCACACCUUUAGGUCUCCCGUUGCUUUUUCCUUAUUGGAAAUCUUAAUGGAGUCACUUUUCCAUGGAUCUAGCUAUAUCAAAGAAAUGUCAGAAACAGUCAGCAAUUUUUUUUGUUUGUUUUUUUUGUUUUUUUUUUUAGCAUAUUUAAAAGUGCUGAUGUUGGACUAACAUCCAUAUUGCCAUAAUCCACAUUUGCGGGUAUAAAAUGUGUUUUAAUGGUGAGAGUCUUGAAAAGCGUGGAGAGAAACCAUACGCAUAUCUCAUUCUGAUUACUGCUUCAGAAUUUCUGUGGAGUUUGUGUACAUUGUAGAUUCAGCUGUUAUGGCAGCUGCAUGUAUAAGAUUUUGGGAGAAUUCCUCUGGGUGUGUGUGUAAGGUCAGCUGUCCAUGUAAAAGAAGAGGUCUUUAAUAUGUGGGAAAGAAGGUGAUUGGCCUUGUCUGUAGUUUACAUGAUCGCACUGCUGCUAUUUGUACCAGAGGGAGCAAAUCAUAUUAUUUACACCUUUCACAGUAGACUUUUUUUGUUACAAUACUUGCCAUGAUCGUGCAUUGUACUGUAAUUUUGAUGCUUAAUUCAAACUUUGAGCUCAUGAUACAAAUUUAAAGAAAACCUUUUAGCAUAUUCAAAAUGUAUGUUUUAAGAGUUUGCAAACAGGUUGCAGUUCCAUAUAUUGCUUUUUUCUUCCUCAUUAAUUGUUUUGCUGCCAAAUUAUCAGAGCAAAUGUGAGGUGUUACCAGAUGGGAUAUUAAAGAAAUUGGAUUGGUUAACUUCCAUUCAUGAGGUCACAAUCUUCCAAUCAAAUGCUCACUUUGCAAAAUUUCACAGCACAAUUUUUCAAACUAACUGAAAGCACUUAAACAUUCUUUGAUUAUUGAAUUAAUUGCAUUGUAUUAAAAUCCGCAUGAACUACAGAGUUUGUCACAGGUUAAAAUCAUUUUGCUCUUUAUGCUAUCAUACAAUCAAUUGCAUAGAGCCUGUCAAAGUGCUUUGGUUACUACAAAGUUGCCUGUGGACAAAUCAUCUUUAAGCCAUUCAGUGAAGUCAUUGCAAGAAUUGACAAUCAUUUGCCAGACUUGCUAUGUGCCUGAUGCUAAAGUGAUGCUAUUGGCUGUUGUUUUUAUCCCACAACUCCUCUGUGCUAUCUUAUGCAAUAUUUCUGCUCAGAAUAAACAACUGCCAAUAGAAACAGCUAGCCAUGUGCCAAACAUAAAAGGGUAUGUAGAGAAAUACAAAAAUAGCCUGUAAAUUGUCAUUUCAUUUUGUUGUUUAAGAAGCUUUUUGAUGUUCUUUACAGUACUCACUGAAAUCUGAACUGUGUGUAUUUUUAUGAGAAUAUAAUUGUUAUUUUAUUGUGUUAUAAUGUUUGUAAAGUGGAAGAGAGCGAGAGAGAGUUGCACAGAAAUCCCAUUGACUAAUAUAUAUUUUGUGCAUAAAUGCAUUCCCUGAAUAAAAGUAAUAAUUAGCCUG